AAAGAUUACAUAUACAUUUACUGGCGCCAAAACAGUAUAUUUCCCGCCACAAAUUAACUAAUCUGUCCAUCUUCCCUCCAAAACAACCCCCUCAAAUCCCUACAAAAGAAAAUCCUUCCCCAAACCCUCAAAAAGAAAACCAUAAAAAUGGGGAAAGAAAAGCGAUAUUGGCUUCUCAAAACCGAGCCAGGAGAGUGGUCAUGGGAUGAUCAAGCCUCCAAUGGAGGCAUAUCCAAUUGGGAUGGGGUAAAAAAUAAGCAAGCCCAGAAGAACCUCAAGGCCAUGAAACUCAAUGAUCUUUGCUUCUUCUACCACUCUGGGUCCAACGCGCGACGUGUUGUUGGUGUGGUUACUGUGGUGAGAGAAUGGUAUGAUGAAGGUGGCGAAGGAGUGGUGGAUGUCAAAGCAGUGGGGGAGAUGAGAAGGCCAUUGGAUUUGAAGGAAUUGAAGGGUGAUGAAGGGUUAAAGGGUUUUCAAUUGUUUAGGCAACCUAGGUUAUCAGUUGUGCCGGUUUCAAAGGAGGUUUGGGAGAGAGUUUGUGAGCUGGGAGGUGGGUUUGAAGGGGAUGGAAAGGAUGACGGUGGUGAUGAUGUUGAUGAGUAGGGGCGGCAGAUGGUGGAUUUUGGUUAUGUAAUUAAGUCUUAGAUGUGUGCUAUGUUUAGUUUUUGUUCAAGUAUGGCGCUAAUGUUAAACUGCUUGUUCCUAGAUAUCAGUAUCAUCUAAUUAGUCUUAGAUGUUUAAGGCUCUUUUUGGGGGAAAAAGAAAGAAAGAAAAGCAAGCAGUGCCUGUUCGUUGCCAUUCUCUUGACUUUUGGCAUUGUAUAUGUAAGUGCAGAAUAUAAAGGUACUUUUGUUUUAAUGUUUGGUAA
Messenger RNA from Populus trichocarpa (black cottonwood), 868 nucleotides. RefSeq lists its product as uncharacterized. The coding region runs from base 148 to 603 and encodes 151 amino acids. Gene Ontology annotation, cellular component: nucleus. NCBI's taxonomy places the organism in Eukaryota, Viridiplantae, Streptophyta, Magnoliopsida, Malpighiales, Salicaceae. The record is from RefSeq and is a predicted model, not a curated record. The transcript has a single exon.